Molecule: messenger RNA, 524 nt
Organism: Anopheles merus
Lineage: Eukaryota; Metazoa; Arthropoda; Insecta; Diptera; Culicidae
Exons: 5
Source: RefSeq, a predicted model, not a curated record
UGUCUACAGUGACGGUCGAGGCAGUUCUCGGGCGAACGGCGACCUUGCCGUGUGACAUCGAACCGGAGGAGCUGAACGAUCGGGUGUACAUGGUGCUGUGGUUUCGGGAAAGCGCAGGCAAACCUUUGUACAGCUACGACGUUCGGGGGAGACAAUUCUCCAAGGCCCUGUACUGGUCGGAAACGAGCGCCUUCGGACCGAGGGCGUACUUUGUGACGAUCUCGAAACCGGCCGCCCUCAGCGUGGACAACAUCCAGCUCGAUGACGAAGGGGUGUACCGGUGCCGGGUGGAUUUCCAGAACUCGCCCACAAGAAAUCAUCGCAUCAACCUAACCGUAACCGUGCCACCGCAUCAGAUACUCGUGUACGACGCGUCCGGGCUGGACGUGACCGGUGCCAUCGGGCCGCUGCAGGAGGACGACAACCUGGUGCUUACCUGUGAGGUCCGCGGAGGCCUGUUCGGUGCCUCUGGCUCAACACUGCCGAUCACUUGGGCUAAUUUUACGGCACAAGUAGAUGGCUAA